AUGAGCGUCUCAGACACCGCGCACAGUCCCUCGGAUCCGGGGCGUGCCUCCCUAUUGGUCCAGAAGGACGGCCUUAGCCUCCCAUUGCCCGCCCCGAGAGCCCCCUCGUGGCCUCUCUCCCCAGACGAGGAUCCCAGCUUGCCCCCUUUUCCUCUGGAAGAGCCUGGCCCCAGGCCUCUGGGCCAGGGGAACCUUCCCUCUCCAGCCUUGUCCUUAGAGGGACGGGAAAAGGAGGAAGAGGGUGAGGAUGAUGAAGAUAUGGCGCAACUAGAGGGGUUGCGCAGCGAGGAGCACCCGAGCCAGUUCUUCGCCGAGGCUCAGCGGCUGCGGGAGCAGAGGUUGUUGCUGGACGAAGAGGUGUUGGUUGGGGGGCGAGUGUACGGAGUACACCGGGUUAUCUUGGCCGCAGUCAGCAGCCUCUUCCGAAGCAGGCUGCUGGGCUGCGGCGGUCCACAGGCCCCCCUCAGCCUUGACGUGGCCCUCAGGGGCUGGGAGGCAGUGUUGACCUUUGCCUAUGAGGGAGUGCUGGGCCCAGUCUCGCUGCAGGAUGUGCUGGCUGCGGCCGAGGCCCUGGGAGCGCCCCGGGUGAAGGCUGUGGCCCAGCAGAGAAGCGAGGGAGCUGUCAGCACCCGGGAAGAUGACAAGAAGUCCAGCCAGGCAGAGGAACUGAGGGAGAACUUACGCAGGAUCGAGCUCCUCUACAGAGAAGGCGUGGGAUGUGACCUGGAGCUGGAGGCUGGAGGCUGCCGGCUAAGGGUGCACCGAGCAGCUCUUGCCUGUGGCAGUGAGUUCUUUGGGGCCAUGCUCCUGAGUGGAAUGAAGGAAUCUCAUGGCACGGAGGUGUCCCUGCACACCAUCUCUGCCGAGGACCUGCAGCUCCUCGUCUCUUUUGCCUACUCCGGGGUUGUGCGGGCAAGUUGGUCAGGACUUCUGAGAGCUGCCCAGGCUGCUCUGCAGUACCAGAGCUCUUCCUGUCUGGCUUUGUGCCAGAGAGCCUUGGCACAGGGUCUCAGCCCUGCCCGUUGCCUGGCCCUGUUUCCCAUGGCUGAAGCCCCUGGGUUGGAGAGGCUCUGGAGCAAAGUUCGUCACUACCUCCUCACCCACCUGCCUGUUGUGGCUUUGUGCCCCACUUUCCCUUCUUUACCGGCUGCCUACCUGGCUGAACUCCUAGAUAGUGAUGAGCUUCAUGUGCAGGAGGAGUUUGAGGCCUUUGUGGCUGCACGGUGUUGGCUAGCUGCCAACCCUGAGACCCAGGAGUCAGAGGCCAAGGCCCUGCUGCGAUGUGUCCGCUUUGGCCGCAUGUCCACCAGGGAGCUGCGGAGGGUGCGGGCAGCUGGGCUCCCACCGUUCCUGCCACUGGACCUACUGCACCAGCUGAUGGUAGAAGCUGAGGUUCCAGGUCAGGAGAGGCGGAGGGAGCCUGACCGGGCACUGGUGGUGAUUGGUGGGGAUGGGCUCAGAUCAGACAUGGCUGUAAGACAGCCAUCCCGAGGAGUGUGGUGGGCCCGGGCCUUCUGCUGUGGCAUGGGACUGGUGCGAACUGUGGAGUGGGGGCGGCUGCCUGCCCUGCCUGCCCCCGGGCGCUUCCGUCAUGGGGCGUCCAGUCUGUCAGGAAGUGAACUCUAUGUGUGUGGAGGACAAGACUUCUACAGCCACUCCAAUACUCUGGCUUCGACUCUCAGAUGGGAUCCCAGUCAAGAAGACUGGGAGGAGAAAGCACCUUUGUGCCAGCCUCGGAGCUUUUUUCCCCUGGUAGUGUUGGAUGGCCAACUUUAUGCCCUGGGUGGGCGACACAAUGGUAUUGCCCUCAACUCUGUGGAGACCUACAAUCCUGAGCUCAAUGUCUGGAGGCCAGCACCUGCACUUCCAGCACCGUGCUUUGCCCAUGCAGCUGCUGUUUUGGAGGGCAGAUUGUACGUGAGCGGUGGCUGUUGUGAAAGUGGCCGAUACCUGGCCUCAUUGCUGCACUAUGACCCCAAACUUGAGAACCCAGGGACACUUUUAAGCCCUAUGGGGGUACCUCGAGCUGCCCAUGUCAUGGCUGCUCUGGGUGGGCAGUUGUAUGUAGCAGGUGGGCUGGGUGAGACCGGGGACUUGCUGAGCUUUGAAACCUAUGAACCAAGGACUGAUAGCUGGACUCACCUUGCACCUCUGCCCUCUCCCCAUGUGGGAGCUGCAGGUGCUGUGCUCCAGGGAGAGCUACUAGUGCUGGGAGGUUACAGCCACCGUACCUAUGCCCUCUCCCACCUUAUUCAUGCCUAUUGUCCUGGCCUGGGCCGAUGGCUCUGCCUGGGAACGCUGCCAAGGCCUCGAGCUGAGAUGCCUGCCUGCAUCCUGACACUGCCCACUGUGGAACACAUAGUUUUAGGUCCCACCCUACACCAAACCAAACCUGCUGGGUGAAGGGAGACAAGCAGCCUGUGGGGGUGGUAAGGAAGGGAUAA
Molecule: messenger RNA, 2444 nt
Organism: Orycteropus afer afer
Lineage: Eukaryota; Metazoa; Chordata; Mammalia; Tubulidentata; Orycteropodidae
Gene: KLHL33
Product: kelch like family member 33
Molecular function (GO): protein binding
Source: RefSeq, a predicted model, not a curated record